Messenger RNA from Wallemia ichthyophaga EXF-994, 1890 nucleotides. RefSeq names its product Dihydroxyacetone kinase 1. The record is from RefSeq and is a predicted model, not a curated record. Gene Ontology annotation, biological process: glycerol catabolic process. Gene Ontology annotation, cellular component: cytosol. NCBI's taxonomy places the organism in Eukaryota, Fungi, Basidiomycota, Wallemiomycetes, Wallemiales, Wallemiaceae. Gene Ontology annotation, molecular function: glycerone kinase activity. Bases 1 to 1890 code for a protein of 629 amino acids. The transcript is spliced from 2 exons.
AUGAAGCACAUAUUCAACGAUCCAAAUGAGCUCCUCAAAUGCGCCAUCAAUGCUCAGCCAACCCUCAAUCCUUCCCUCGCAGUAGACGUGGCCCAGGGCGUCGUAUACGAUACACAUUCACCCACACCGCACAGGCGUGUUUCUGUUAUCGCAGGCGGUGGCUCUGGUCAUGAACCCGCGCAUGUAUCGCUCGUUGGCACUGGUAUUCUCCAAGCCAGCGUCUCUGGCCACAUAUUCGCCAGCCCCUCUUCCACGCACAUCCUCCACGCCAUACAGCGCACACCACCCACCCACGCCAUCCUCCUCAUUAUCAACCAAUACACAGGCGACAAGCUUAACUUCAACCGCGCUGCACAGAAGGCGCGCUACGAUGGUCGCGUCGUGCAUACAGUCACUGUCGGAGACGAUGUCUCACUUUCCCCCACAGCCAUCGCCAAAGUUGGGCGCAGGGGGCUCACAGCAAACCCUCUCGUCUGCAAGGUGGCUGGAGCGGCGGCCGAGCGUGGGCUGGAUGUGGAGGCAGUGCAGCUUAUUAGCGAGGCGGUAGCUGCGAAUGUCGCCACUAUAGGAGCGUCGCCCCAACACUGCCAUGUUCCAGGUCGAGAGAGGGCGCAGGACGAGUCCACCGAUAACUCCUUAUAUGUGGAACUGGGUCUCGGUAUCCACAACGAGCCUGGGGCUAAGAAGGUGGUUGACAAUUCACACUCUCCACACACCCAUCUCAUUCAAGAUAUGCUCCUUAGAAUCCUCUCCUCCCCUUACACAGCCUUUGGUGAUGAGGACGACGUUAUACUCGUCGUUAAUAACCUGGGCGGCCUCUCGCUUGUCGAGCUGUAUGGUGUGGUGGGGGUCGCUAGUGAGGUGCUCACCAGACAACACGCUAUUCACCCCCUUCAUACCCUCGUAGGAUCAUUCAUGACCAGCCUCAACAUGCCCGGCUUCUCCCUCUCCCUCCUCAACGUCACCCGCGCAGAUAGCGUGUGUGGCGGUGUCGGCGGUGUUAGCGUGGUUGAUCUGCUGUACGACCCCACAGCCGUGACGGCAUGGCCAGCUAUGAGUAUGGGCAAAAAUACAAGUAUCGAGCAGGAAGAGAGGCAGGAGAGGGUGGAGGAUGGGUAUGAUGUCGGAGCUGAGGUUGAGACUAAGACUGAGCAGAACAAGACACACGACAAAGUGAACCUUGAAGCGCAACCAUCCACACUCACACCACACUCAAGACUCAUCGCUCAAGCAGUACACAGCGCAUGCGACGCCGUCCUCGCAGCUGAACCCGAUCUAACGCACUGGGACACGCUCGUCGGCGACGGCGACUGCGGUACGACAUUCUCGGGCGGUGCAUCAGCCAUCAAGGCAGCUCUCGCAGCAGACAGGCUCCCGCUCACACAUCCAGCCCCACUCUUUUACUCCCUCUCCCUCCUCGUCGAAUCAAGUAUGGGCGGUACGGCUGGUGCGCUGUUCGCGCUGUAUUUUGGUGCACUCAGUAAUGCGCUGAGCGGGGCAAACGACGUGGGUGAGGCGAAUGCGAGUGUGGAUGUCGACUGGAGUGUGCAUCUCACAUCCGCUGCUCUAACUGCCCUCGACGAACUGCGGUUGUUUACUCCCGCUCAAGUCGGUGAUAGGACGCUCAUGGAUGCUCUCAUCCCCUUCUCCAGCGCGCUCGAGAGUGGGCUGGGUAUCGCCGUCGCAGCUCAGCACGCUAGGAAGGGUGCUGAAGAGACGGCUUUUAUGGUUGCUACUCUUGGACGAGCUGCUUAUUGCACUGAUUAUGCAGAUGGCUCUGACGUUAAUGACAAGGACAACACUCACAACAAUAAAACCCCCAAUAUUCCAGAUCCUGGCGCUAUGGGUGUGAGCGCUAUCAUUGGCGGUAUAGCAGGUUGUUUUAAUUAA